UUUUUUUUUUUAAUGUUGUCAGAUUUAAUUUACAGUGAACCCGUGUUCCUAUUAAAUUAAUUAAUUAAUAAGUAACUUACACCAACCCGUUUGUCACUUUUAUCUGUUUAACUAAACGUUUUUACGUUUCCGGUUAGCACUGUAUGCAAGCUCUCUCACUGGACAAAAGUAAGUGUUAGAUCAAAAUUACACGACAGUGUGGGACUUCAGUUCUUUCACAGAAACAUGGCCGCAGAAAGCUCCGCUGAGGACUACCCUCACGAGAUCGAUGAGCAGCUCACGGGCUUCGACUCCUCGGUUAAUUCAGUCAAAACCAUGUUGGAGAAGUUGAUGUCGAUGCCCAGAAAUGACCUGCUGCAAAAGCUGGAUCCUUUGGAUCAAGCCAAGCUGGAUCUGAUGUCUGCCUACACCCUUAAUUCAUUAUUCUGGAUGUACUUGGUAACGCAAGGAGUCAAUCCCAGAGAACAUGGAAUCAAACAGGAAUUAGAGCGAAUAAGGACGUAUAUGAACAGAGUGAAGGAGAUCACUGACAAGAAAAAAGCUGCCCGCCUGGAUAAGAACGCUGCUGCACGCUUUGUCAGGAGUGCUCUUUAUGAUCCAGAUGAUAAGGAUUCUAGAAAGAAAGCAGCAGACACAGCUUCUAAAGCCCCUCCAUCAAAGCGUCCGAGGCAGAAAUGAAAUGAAGCACGAGCUGCAGAGUGUGGUCGCAGUGACACGAGCACCGCUUUUAAGGGUGAUGAACACUGAAGUACAGUAGUUUGCUCAUAAGCCAUAUUUGAAGGCUAAGGUUGUCUGGUCAACCAUUAGACAAGACAGCAGGACAGAACUGUGAUUCAAAUGAGUUACACAGCAGUCAGGAUCUUAGCUUGUAGUCAUGGAUUUUGUCAACAUUGCCCUGCAAAUUUAAGCAUUUUACAAGCAAAAGAGUGUAAUUAGUACCUUUGAGCCUUUAUCUUGGAUGCUUUUGUAUUUUGUUGCUGGCAGCUGCUCUGAUUUGAUACAUAUGUUGUAAUGUUCUUGUAAUGUUACAUUGUUAUAAAAUCUUUGUAUUUUGAAAAAGUGGUUCAAUGAAUCAAAAGGUUUUUUUUUUUUGUUUUU
Archocentrus centrarchus (flier cichlid) is the source of this 1098-nucleotide messenger RNA. RefSeq names its product C1D nuclear receptor corepressor (gene c1d). Gene Ontology annotation, biological process: regulation of gene expression; maturation of 5.8S rRNA. The coding region runs from base 226 to 678 and encodes 150 amino acids. Gene Ontology annotation, molecular function: DNA binding; RNA binding. Lineage: Eukaryota; Metazoa; Chordata; Actinopteri; Cichliformes; Cichlidae. The record is from RefSeq and is a predicted model, not a curated record. The transcript is spliced from 4 exons. Gene Ontology annotation, cellular component: nucleolus; exosome (RNase complex).